This is a messenger RNA of Letharia columbiana, 1248 nucleotides long. RefSeq lists its product as uncharacterized. The transcript has 2 exons. Bases 1 to 1248 code for a protein of 415 amino acids. Lineage: Eukaryota; Fungi; Ascomycota; Lecanoromycetes; Lecanorales; Parmeliaceae. The record is from RefSeq and is a predicted model, not a curated record.
AUGAGGUGGUCACCGAGGACACCAGAAGAGUCGAGGACGUGGUCCCACAAGAACUCCCCUGCUACCUUGAUGGGUGACGACCAGCGGUCUCCUAUCGCGAAAACCAUCAGCAAUGCCACGCUUAGCCAAAAACCCAGAAAGAGCAAUUUUGUUGAGGACCUCAGUCCAGUCAACUGCUCAUCCCAGCCCGUGUGUCUCAAAGAUUGUCAAAAACCUACAGCCUCGAAACACAAUCGCGAGCUCAUUGACAGGAAUGCCGACGGCUUCUUUAAAAUGGAUACUAUGGCCAGUGUGACAGAUGUCCGGCGACGUGUUCAACAGUCCGAUGGAAUCGCGGCCCUGCAGAGGACUCUUGUCCCUACAACAUUUUCUGACGCAGCUUCGUCCAGCACACGCAACUCUCACGCCUCGUCUUCCACGACGGUGGACUCAGUGAAGCGUCCCUCUGCACUUCGACAAGUAACUUUCGCCAAGUCCAGUGGUCGCAAGCCUGAUAGGAGUCAGGGUCCAUUUCCAUACACUACCGACCGACCCCGGGCUACAUCUCGCUUCUCCCUAGCGCGAGAUCUGGUAGCCGCUGGCCACAGAAAGAAGCUUUCAGAGCCAUCAGCACCUGCCAGAUUCGUGAGACUGCCAACUGACCCCGUUGUUCACUUCAAACGGAGCUUCGGCGAAUCUGGUCUCAAGCUCAGGAUUCCCGAACCGGAGCCGGAUGAGUAUGAAGGAGAUGAUUCUGGAUCCGUCACCUCCUUACCGGACGUUGAGUCUGCAGGUGAUCUCAAGUUCCGACCACACGACUCCGAAGCCCGAGACGUUGCACUCAAGUUCGAAUUCGGCAUCCCACGCGCAUUCAUCUCAAACCAGUGCCUCGAAUCCUCAUGCCCCAUGAGAUGGGCGCACGCCAAAGGCCCCUAUCACCACAUGGGCAAACGACACAACAAGAUAAUGACCGGGCUCUUCGGCCACAGCAACCCGCCGCCAGAAAUCUGGAAUGCGUAUCGGAACAUGGUUCACCUGACGUGCGACGGUGAAGUCAUAUCGCCCGAUGGACGUCCUGAGCCGAAAGCGGAGGAUGACCUGGUCAUUGCGUUUGCGAUGUUGCAUUAUGGGGGGUUGAAUGGGAUGAGUGGGCUGGAGUUUCAUCGGCGGUAUGCGGGCCAGCACUUGUCUUCUCGGGUUGCGUUACGGUCUAGGAGUACCAGUUCAUCAGAAGGGUGUUGUGGCUCUCAUCCAGGGAGCUGGAAAUGA